CCCGUGCUCCCUGAACCAGGGCUGCUCGAGCCGAGGGGAGAGUCGGUCCCAACUGUUUUCCAUCUCACUGCACCGCAGCAGCAGGAUGCUGGCCAACCUAUACGAGUCAUUUUGGAACUCUGAGUAUUGGAUUCCAACAGGGUACACAUGGGCUGACUUGGAAGAUUCAGAUGGCAUCACAUACCCUCAUCCCAAGGACUUGCUGGCUGCCAUUCCCCUGACAUUUGUCUUAAUAGUCAUCAGAUACAGCACUGAGAGGGCCAUAGGGCUACCUUUGAGCAGAGCCCUGGGUGUGCGUGACCCCUUCAGGAUCAAGGCAACUCCCAACCCCAUCCUGGAGUCAUUUUUCCGAACCCAGAGAAAGAAUCCUGAAAAGGAAACUUGGUUUGGCCAGCCAGAGACAGUCUGGGAUGGAUACCCUAAGCAGCCCCUGCAGCCUGCCAUAUACUGGUGGUACCUCUUGGAGAUCAGCUUCUACCUCUCCUUGCUGCUUACUCUGACCCUUGAUGUGAAGAGGAAGGACUUCAUAGGGCAGCUCAUCCACCAUUUUAUUACUAUCAUUUUGAUCUUCUUUUCCUAUUCUGCCAACUUUGUGAACAUUGGUGCCCUGGUGCUGCUGCUACAUGAUGUGUCAGAUAUCUUCCUGGAGGCCUAUAAGAUGCUAAGUUAUGCACAAUGGAAGCAAGCUCGGGAAGCCGUGUUCAUCCUCUUUGCCCUGGUGUUCUUGAUUACCAGGCUCAUUCUCUUCCCAAUCAAAGUCCUUUAUACCACCUACUAUGUUGCCCAGAGCAAAAAUCAGUUCUUCUUUGGAUACUAUUUUACCACUACCCUGAUGACAAUCCUGCAGGGUCUCAAUGUUUUCUGGUCUUUCCUCAUCCUCAGAAUGGUCUACAAGUUUUUAUCAGAAGGCCAGGUGCAGAAUGAUGUGAGGAGUGACCUAGAGGAGGAGGAGAAUAUGAGUGAUGAGCCAUUGACAAUGAGACAGAAGAGCAAUGCGAGAAUCUAGUCGAAUGAGGUCACAGACUUUCAGGCCUGGGAAAAAGGGUGGGGGAGGGUUGAGGGACUGGCCAACUUUUCCCUGAGCCUGUCCCACUGGCUAGCUCAGUGUGGAUCCAUGGACAACUGGUCUUCUGACUUCCUGAAGAUUGAAGCACCCUUGCAAAUGUCUCAGAUUCUAAUUGAACCUGGACUCCAUAGAACAAGACCUGUGCUGGAUGGAGGCUCUUCACUUCUGUCAUCGUGUCUAUCUGUCUCUCUGGCCCCACCUUUACUGGACCUCAAAAUGGAGAAAGAAGGAUCCUCAGGGUUUUAUG
Dromiciops gliroides (monito del monte) is the source of this 1313-nucleotide messenger RNA. Its product is annotated as ceramide synthase 4-like. Gene Ontology annotation, molecular function: sphingosine N-acyltransferase activity. Lineage: Eukaryota; Metazoa; Chordata; Mammalia; Microbiotheria; Microbiotheriidae. The transcript is spliced from 9 exons. The record is from RefSeq and is a predicted model, not a curated record. Bases 86 to 1006 code for a protein of 306 amino acids. Gene Ontology annotation, cellular component: membrane. Gene Ontology annotation, biological process: ceramide biosynthetic process.